AUGACAAUGAAACCAUAUGAAUGAAUGAAUCUUGAAGAACUAAAGGAAGCUGAAGCUGGCUUUGAUGAGACUGAUAGGAAAGCUAUUGAUAUGUACAGAGCCAAGCACUUGCAGGAAUGGAAAUGUCUUCAGAGGAGGCAAAAGUAUGUGAAGCUAAGAGGAAGUUGUGGAAAGCAGUAUGUGAAAGAAGUUACAAAUGCUCCAGAGGAUGUUUGGGCUAUAAUUCAUCUUUAUUGGUCAAGUAUCCCAAUGUGUUUACUGGUUAAUGAACACCUCAACCUGCUGGCCUGAAAGUUUCCACAUGGCAAGUUUCUCAAAGCCAUUGUAAACUGCAGAACUCAGAAUUACAAGGACAGGUGUUUAUCCACAAUACCUGUGUAUACUGGUGAAAUACAAGGCAGGUUCAUUGGGAUAGCUAAACAUGGGGGAAUCUAUCUGAAAGCAGAAGGCACUAGGAAUAUUUCUAAAUAA
Molecule: messenger RNA, 471 nt
Organism: Vidua macroura (Pin-tailed whydah)
Lineage: Eukaryota; Metazoa; Chordata; Aves; Passeriformes; Viduidae
Gene: PDCL2
Product: phosducin like 2
Biological process (GO): protein folding
Cellular component (GO): cytoplasm
Source: RefSeq, a predicted model, not a curated record